AUGGCGUUCCCUUAUACUGUGACGGAACAUGUUAUUGAUAGUCAAUAUAUACGAGAGUACCCCAGGGCCACGACCACGCAGGAUGCUCCUCUGAAGCUUUGCGUGAAGAAGUAUACGCCCAUCGAUAACCCCCAUCCCGAACCGGGCGAUGUCACUAUCAUCGCUGCACAUGGCACGGCAUUCGCGAAGGAACUAUACGAGCCGCUCUGGGAAGAUCUCCACACCAGAAGCAAGAAAGAGGGAUUCCGAAUUCGCGCCAUCUGGAUCGCUGAUAGCGCCAACCAAGGUGCUAGCGGUAUCCUCAAUGAGAAUCACUUGGGCAAUGACCCAUCAUGGCUUGAUCACAGCCGUGAUCUUCUCUUGAUGAUCAACCAAUUUCGCGACCAAAUACCCCGACCCAUCAUGGGCCUCGGGCACAGCGUAGGUGCAGCUCAAAUGUCGGUUACCCUCACUCUUUCGUCGUCGAUGAGCGCGGACCAGAUCUUUCUAUCGCUGAUCCACCCCCGGCUGUUCUCAUCUCUCAUGCUCGUCGAGCCAUAUUUCGUCGAGCGCACGCUCCAGGGGAGCGGCCCUCUUCUCCUGCGUCUGACCAUCAACAAGCGUGAUGUCUGGCCGUCCCGGGCCGUCGCCGUCAAAAAGUCACGCAAGGUCCUUCGAUUCUGGGACCCGCGGGUGUUGGAUCGCUGGGCUCGGUUCGCAUACCGCGAACUACCGUCAGCUGUAUACCCACAGGAAGAUGCGACACAGUCACCAUCGUCGACAUUGUCGUCGGAUGUAGGGCCGGCUGUGACAUUGGCAACGACCAAGUACCAAGAGGCGCUGGUGUACACGCGUGCUAACCCUCAUCGAUACAGAGAACUGGGUUUGCCCGAUGAGCUGAAUCAGAAGCAUCCGCACGAAGAGUCCAGCCCGCCGCACGAUCCGCUGCUCUUCCCCGAUGUGUUGGGGGCGCUGGUGCCGGAGCAGAACUCCUACCGGCCGGAGCCGGUCCUGGCCGGGAGGUUGGUACCGCACUUACGACCAUCGGUCCUUUUCUUAAGUGGAGCUGAGAGUCCGCUGUGCAAGCUUGGGAUCCAUGAGCGGAUCGCCAAGAAGAUGGGGACUGGGUUCGGAGGGAGCGGUGGUAUGGAGUAUGGUCGAGUGAGGCAUCACUUAGUUCCGAAGGCUACACAUACUCUGCCUCUGGAGAAAGUGACCGCUACGGCAGAUGCCCUUGGGCUGUGGAUUCGGCAGGAGGUACAGCGGUGGAAGGAGGAUGAGCAGCGCAUCGCACAGGGGUGGGAAGAAUUACCUGCGAGAGAGAAGUCCAAGUACUCCAACGAGUGGAAGGAGAUCAUCGGUUCGGCGGCCAACCGAAUUAUCGAGAGACGAUCCAAGUUGUGAGCACUAGCGUGUAUUCUGUAGCGAUUUGAUGAAGCUCAAGAUGGUCAAUGCGGGGCGAGUCCUUG
Aspergillus uvarum CBS 121591 is the source of this 1448-nucleotide messenger RNA. RefSeq names its product toxin biosynthesis protein. The transcript has 4 exons. The record is from RefSeq and is a predicted model, not a curated record. NCBI's taxonomy places the organism in Eukaryota, Fungi, Ascomycota, Eurotiomycetes, Eurotiales, Aspergillaceae. The coding region runs from base 1 to 1383 and encodes 460 amino acids.